Messenger RNA from Hyla sarda, 2650 nucleotides. RefSeq names its product SECIS binding protein 2 (gene SECISBP2). The record is from RefSeq and is a predicted model, not a curated record. Gene Ontology annotation, molecular function: mRNA 3'-UTR binding; selenocysteine insertion sequence binding; ribonucleoprotein complex binding. The coding region runs from base 131 to 1870 and encodes 579 amino acids. Lineage: Eukaryota; Metazoa; Chordata; Amphibia; Anura; Hylidae. Gene Ontology annotation, cellular component: ribonucleoprotein complex. The transcript is spliced from 12 exons. Gene Ontology annotation, biological process: selenocysteine incorporation.
CGUCACGCCAGUCACUGUCUUGCGCCACACGAUUGUUUUUCCGGUUUCCCGGGAAUGACGUGUGCUAGUGAACGGGCGCUUGGCUUGUAGCACAAGGGAACUAAUAGCGCUUUCGGUUUUUAUACUAAACAUGGCUGCCGUGCAGUCCGGGGAUAUGGCCUACUUGUCUACUGAAAGACCUUCCCAGACGCUGUCAUGGGCUAGCAAAGUGAAGCAACCUCCAAAAAAUGUAAUCUUUUCACCUACCUCAAUAAAAACUACCUUCUCUGCACAGAGUAAGCCCAAGGAUCUAACGUUACAAGGUUACAAUAAGCUGUCACCAACACCAAAACACAUAGCAACAGAAGAAGAAAGUGAAAAAGUUGUAGCAAAGAAAAAAAGAAAGCGAAAAAAGAAAAAUAACAGUGAAGUGCCAGAAACUGUGAAGACCACAAAUGAGAACAUUGUCUAUCAAGAGCCUCCAAAAUUUCAGGAUGAUGAAGAAUAUGAUGAAGAAUUCCCGGAUCUAAUCUCCUCCUCUGCAGGUGUUAAGUGUGAAAAUAAAGGCAACUAUAGCUACAGCUGGGGACCUAGAGGGUCAGCGGAGGCAGAUAAAAAGCAAAAGAAUGGUGGCAAAAAGAGCAAGAAACCAGUGCAGCUGGAUUUAGGAGGCAUGCUGACUGCACUGGAACAGAGACAAACUACAGAGAAAAGCAAGCAGAUCACCAAACCAAUAGUCUUAUCUGUCGGAAGCAGUGUCCCUGUGAAACCCAGAGAACCAGCAAAUGUAGGAAAAACCCCACAAUCAAAACAGAGUUUGGCACCUCACAACCCCCUUGAUUCCAGUGCUCCGCUUGUCAAGAAAGGAAAGCAAAGAGAGGUGCCCAAAGCGAAAAAACCUACAUCACUUAAAAAGAUCAUUUUGAAAGAACGGGAACAACGCAAACAGCAAAACUUAUCGCAUUCCCCUGAAGCAAUUCAGCCAGUGAUAUUUUCUCCAGAUAGCACACAUCCUACUGGAGAAAGCCAAGUCCUAGUGGAACAGCAUCCACCUUCUCCCGAUCAUAAUGAUAUAGAAGAGGGAACAGAAUCGGCUGACACCUCUGCAUUUCCUCUUGAUGAACCAUCUCCUCAUGUUACUGAUGCCACAGAAAUUUCUGUUCCUGUUUCUCAACCAAGUUCCAACCUCCCCAAAAUUCAUAGUAGGCGAUUCCGGGAGUACUGUAGUCAGGUCCUCAGCAAAGAAGUGGAUACUUGUGUGACCGAACUACUUAAGGAGCUUGUGCGUUUCCAAGAUCGUUUGUAUCUUAAAGAUCCAGUUAAGGCAAAAACCAAAAGGCGUCUGGUGAUGGGGUUACGGGAGGUGCUAAAACAUUUGAAACUUAAGAAACUAAAAUGUGUGAUCAUUUCUCCAAACUGUGAAAAGAUACAGUCUAAAGGGGGUUUGGAUGACACUCUACAAACAAUCAUUAACUGUGCCUGUGAACAGAAUGUCCCCUUUGUGUUUGCUCUUAAUCGUAAAGCUUUGGGCCGUUGUGUGAACAAAGCUGUGCCUGUUAGCGUGGUUGGCAUAUUCAGCUAUGAUGGAGCUCAGGAUAAUUUUCACACAUUAAAUGAUCUUACAAUGAAGGCUAGACAAGACUAUAAGGACAUGAUUAACUCUCUACAAAAUCAACAUAAAGAUGAUGUGGAAGAAGAGAAUGAUGAGAAAACUGUCCAAGAAGACAGCCAGCAAGAAUCUUUGGAAGUUUCUACAGAAUCUGCUUUAGAAAUUCCAGAUGAGCCAAACUACAUUAAAGUAUGGAAACGAAUGCUAGAAGAGAAAUACACCCCAUAUGCCAUAAGUCUUGAAGACUCUGUCACAAAUGACAUGUAUAAUUUUCAUCUUUGACAGCUGGGAUUUCAGUAACUGGAACAAUUCUCACCUGAGAGCUAAGGAGAAUGUAAAUCUAAAAUACAAAUGCCUAUGGGCCACUUACUGGGAACAGGUAUUGGCCAUGACCCCCUGUGAUCUUCCUGAGGCAAGAGCUUGAUAUGUCUCGGCUUUUGACAAGUAGAGGACUCCUACCUCUAUAAGGUAAACUUGCCCUCAAUCAGGCAUAUAGAAGCAGACUACCAAUUUGACUUUCAGUGGAGCUGUGGAGACUUUACAUUUUUCAACUGUAAUUUUACUGGAUUUCACCAGUAGCUAAGGAGGAAUGUACUUCAUCUUCUGUGUCUCCAAAGCUUGUGUUCAAUACCACUGACCAGAAGGAGAGAGGAGCUGCAAAUUCAUCUGUCAAUCAUUAUGCAUGAAGAAAUGGGAGUACAAGAUCCUAAAAUACAGGAAUAGCCACUGUGUAUAGAUUACCAACUACCAGAGCCUGGGCUGUGUAUUGUAAGGAACACUGCAGGUUCAGUCAUGUUAAAAACAGCCAUCAUUUAUCCAUAAAGGAAAGCUAAUCCAAUCCAAUUUUCACUUUAGACAGAUUUUUUAACGAACUAUCUUUUUCAUAUACAGUACUUUACGAGGUUUGUAGGUGUGAUAACUAACAUAUGCAAACACUGUUAGACUGUGUUCUUUAGGACUAUUAUUGUUAAGGCACUGAAUUUCAGAUUAAUGGAAUGUUUCUUUAAUUUACAUUAUAGAACCACAAAAGACAAUAAUAACUAAUUAAAAAGUAAAAGGAAA